Molecule: messenger RNA, 1749 nt
Organism: Cyprinus carpio (common carp)
Lineage: Eukaryota; Metazoa; Chordata; Actinopteri; Cypriniformes; Cyprinidae
Gene: pank2
Product: pantothenate kinase 2
Exons: 7
Coding region: 149-1462 (437 amino acids)
Biological process (GO): coenzyme A biosynthetic process
Cellular component (GO): nucleus; cytosol
Molecular function (GO): ATP binding; pantothenate kinase activity
Source: RefSeq, a predicted model, not a curated record
AGUAACUGUGCUUGUGUUGUAAACACAGCGACGUAAACACUUUCUAUGGAGAUGUGAAUGGCAAUAUGAAAUACAGACUAUGCAUUUAUAUAUGUUAACUGUGAUUUUUCUGCUUAACAAUCGAUGUAGAAUUUUUUGGUAAAAGAUAAUGGAGCUGAACGGCUUCCACUGUGACGGCGAGGGAUGUGCGGAGGAGCAAGAGGAAGAACCGACAGCGCUCAGGCUGCCUCGAUCAAAGACGGAAACGCCAUGUAGCAUAAUUGCUACACCGGGCGCAGAGAGCGCAGCGGCCGGCGGCAGUGCACUCCGAGAGCAGCGGGUGUCAAAAUCGACGCCGGUGAUGCUGAGGCUCGAUUCACUGAAAAAGAACAGGCCGCCCUUCCCAUGGUUUGGCAUGGACAUUGGUGGCACAUUGGUGAAGUUGGUCUACUUUGAGCCCAAAGACAUUACAGCAGAAGAAGAACAGGAGGAGGUGGAUAGUCUGAAGAGCAUCCGCCGCUACCUCACCUCACACACCGCCUACAGCAAAACAGGUAUACGAGAUGUUCACCUGGAGCUCUCUGACCUCACACUUUGGGGCCGCAAGGGCAACCUGCACUUCAUCCGCUUUCCCACACAUGAGCUGCCUGCCUUCCUGCAGAUGGGCAGAGACAAGCACUUCUCCAGUCUACACACCACCCUCUGUGCCACUGGAGGUGGUGCAUUUAAAUAUGAAGAUGACUUCCGUACGAUGGCCAAUCUGCAGCUGUUGAAGCUGGAUGAGCUGGACUGUCUGAUAAAGGGGGUUCUGUACAUUGACUCAGUGGUCUCAGGUGGUCCACCUGAAUGUUACUAUUUUGAGCAUCCAACAGACCCUGAGCGCUGCGAGCAAAAGGCAUACAACCUGGAGAACCCCUAUCCUCUGCUGCUUGUCAACAUCGGCUCUGGUGUCAGCAUACUGGCUGUAUACUCUAAAGACAACUACAAGCGUGUUACUGGAACCAGUCUUGGUGGUGGUACAUUCCUUGGGCUUUGUUGCCUGUUGACUGGAUGCUCCAACUUUGAGGAGGCAUUGGCGAUGGCCACAGAAGGGGAAAGUACACGUGUAGAUAAACUAGUCAGGGACAUCUAUGGAGGCAACUAUGAACGAUUUGGCUUGCCAGGAUGGGCUGUUGCCUCCAGCUUUGGGAAUAUGAUGUGCAAGGAGAAGAGAGACUCAGUCUCCAAGGAGGAUCUGGCUAGAGCAACACUUGUCACCAUCACCAACAACAUUGGCUCAAUCACACGCAUGUGUGCACUUAACGAGAACAUUGAAAGAGUGGUAUUUGUUGGGAACUUUCUGCGAGUGAACACAUUAUCCAUGAAGCUGCUCGCUUAUGCUUUGGACUACUGGAGCAAAGGACAACUCAAAGCCCUGUUCCUGCGACAUGAGGGUUAUUUUGGUGCGGUUGGUGCACUUUUGGAAUUACCAAACCCAUCCUGAUCUGCUACUCAAUCUUAGUUCACAGCUUUUACCAAAAGAAAGAAAUAUUUAUGCAAACAGACCAAAAUUGCCUUCAAAUAUUAGAUCAUGCCCUCAACUAAACAGACCCAGCUCUGACAUCUUAUUAAUACCAAAACUAUUACUAUAAUAACAUCUGCUAAUAAUGUGCUAUACAGUCAGGUUGAACAAUCAGAAUUAACCACAUGCCUAUACUAGUUUAAUGAAUUACUGCAAACAUUAGAACUGUUUAGAGCCUUUAACUUUUAAAAAACAGUCUUAUGUAAAAA